Messenger RNA from Scylla paramamosain (green mud crab), 3050 nucleotides. RefSeq lists its product as uncharacterized. The transcript has 6 exons. The coding region runs from base 595 to 2904 and encodes 769 amino acids. The record is from RefSeq and is a predicted model, not a curated record. Lineage: Eukaryota; Metazoa; Arthropoda; Malacostraca; Decapoda; Portunidae.
UGUUUUGGCCGGCGCUGCCCAGUCUUGCCCCACGCACUCUGGUGGUAAGUGUUUCCGUAUUCCCGACUGUUUCUCCCUGUACCAAGCCUGUACCAAGCACCGCCAAGCAACACCAGAGAGCCAUGAGUACGUAAGGAUGAAGAGCUUAGGAUACCACACGGAGGGGGGUGAAGGAGCCUUGGGGAUGCCUGAAGGAGGGGCAGUGAAGGAUUGAGGCCUGGAGGUGAAGGAAAUGCAGAAAAUUCAUCUACUACUGAACGGUUCUCUGCUCAGACCAUCCUUCACUGAGUAUUUGAGACGAGGCUUCGAGAUACGAGGUGACACACUAGAACAGCGCCAUCCUGCCUACUUGUGGUGUGGCAGCCCUAAUCGUCCCCCUCCCUCCCUCCUCUUCCUCCUCCUCCUCCUCCAGCAAAGAAGAGACGUUUAAUCAGCUGGUGGAAAGACACAAGGACAGGUGCGCUAAUACGAACAACACCUGAAUCACCUGUUCACUUGAGUAGCUUCACCUGGCCAGCCACUGAAGAUUGAAGACAAAGGCAACAGUACAAAGGUGUUGCCGCGGUGCCGCCGAGGACGAGAUGUUGAGGCGAGAUGCGCGGCGCCGCGCUGCCCUGGGCGAUCCUCACGCUGGCUGUCUGGGUCCUGCCGCUGCCUCCGCCCGCCGCGCCAGCACCCCUCACCUCCCUGCCCCCUCCGCCCUCCCCCCACACACCCCGCAUCCCCCAGACUCUCUCAGCCUCCCCUCCCAGCCUUCCUGCAGUUCCUGAAGGCGGUGAAGGGGAGAACGUCACUUCACAGCACCAUGUCUCCUCUCCCGCCACUGCGAGUGUCCACAGCGACGCCGCAGGGCACGGGGACGAGGACCCGCCGCUCACGACCGUAGCGACCACGACUACUGGGGGCGAUGACAACCUCGAGGGAAACUCUACCGAAGAAGCAACAGGACCUCCCCCUCCCGCGGGCGGCACGGACGAUCAGUCUGGCGGAGGGUCCCGUCAGGUGACGCGCCGGUCGCUUCCCUCCCUGCCGCCUGCCUCCACCACCUUCCUGUCUUCCUCCGCUGACGACGAUGUCGCCGAGCACCGCCACCGCCACCACCACGCCGCGGCGCCUCUGUGGCUGAGGGAGCACCUGGAGGCGCUGCCCGCCGCCAGGAGACGAAGUAUCUCCCGGCGCUUCGAGGAGGACAUCGCCGCGGUGUUCCGGGGCGUGGCCUACGGCGGCUCCACCUCUUACAGGAGUGUGCCCAUCAGGCGGCCUGGCACGCGGGACAUCCAGGGCGCCCCGAGGAUCGAGAGGACCACCGCCCUCAGCGAGGGGCCGCUGGAGGACUACCUGAGUGACGGCAGCGGCGUGGACGAUCCUGCCAGGAACGAGUCCCUCACGCCCCGCGCCGCCACACCUGGGGUCACAGAGAGCGAGGCGGACAGCAAGGCCAAUGAGACUGACCCCAGCCUGGCCCCCGAGGCGAGGACGACCACUGACCUGCUGGAGCACGACCCUGGCACCCUUGGCCCACAGGACGAUCUAUACUCUGACCUGCCCGACACCCCCGCGCCCAAUGUCACGGGCAGGGUAGACGUCCCUGGGGUGACUUCGCAGUGGCAGGGGUCUGUGGAACAGGCCGCCAACGGGACGGAGGCGCCGCUCACCACCACGCACGCCUCGCUCACAGCCGCGCCUCCUCGCCGCCCCGCGCCGCGCUUGUCGUGGUUGGACGUGCUGCGCUGCACGCAUCGCGGCCUGGCCUGGGUGCUGGUGAACUUCUUCCUGGGCUUCCUGCUGCUCACCGCCAGCCUGCUGGGCCCCUACCGCCUCAUGACCAUGCGCUGCUGCACGCCGCUGCUGCCGCGCACGCACUACGUGGCCGUGCACCUGCUGGUGUUCGUGGCGGCGUCCUUCAAGGCGGUGUACCUGUUCCAUCUGGCGUUCGGCAGCCGCGGCAGGCUGCCCCUCGUGCUGCUGCUGCUGCUCACCAAUACGGGCUUCCCCUGCCUCUCCUCCGCCUUCCUGGUGCUGAUGAUGAUGAUGUUCGUGGCUGCAGACGUGCAGGUGUACAAGUCCAAGCUGGUGACGGCGCACAACGCCUUCGUGUUCCUGGUGGUGAUGCUCGCGCUCGCCUUCAUCGGGGACGUGAUCGUGGGCGUGGCGCACAGCCGCAGUGUGUUGGUGCUGGCGCGCGUCAUGGUGAUCGGCGUGGCGGCGGCGGGCGUGGCGGUGUUCCUGCGCAGGAGGCAGGCGGUGGUGGCGGCAUCCCAGUUGAUGAGGCGGGAGUUCCAGGGGGAGCUGAAGCUGCUGGUGCUGCCCGCCAAGGACGACUCCCUGCAGCGCCACAUGGGCGUGAAGCACAUUCUGCGCAGCCGCUUGGGCCUGUGGUGCCGCGCCGUCAAGGUGUCCGCCGCCGGCCUGGCGCUGCUGUCCCUCAUUCACCUGCUGCACACCAUCUUCCUCGUCAGCGCUCACGUGCCGGCCUGGGCCUGGUGGUUCUUCCACGUCUCGGGCUGCCUGGUGGAGGCGCUGCUGGCCGUGUCCACCUGCGUGGCGGCGGCGCUCACUCAGCGCUACGACGAGAACGUCAGUUUCGCCUUCAGCUUCGUGGUGCCGCCGCAGCUGCUGCGCGGCAAGGCGGCGUCCGCGGCGCCAGCCGCAGCCACGGCGGCGGCAGCCUCGGGGGAACCCGAGACGAUAUACCAAAGAGUGUCUUUCUCUAGCGGGACGGAGAGCACCCAGUACACGGCGUGCUGCCCCGAGGGGGCGUGGGCCUCACCCUGGCUGGCACGCCCCAGGCGCCCAGGCGGCGCGGCGCGCCCGUCAAGAGAUCAGCAACCUUCAGCCACACGCCGCACCUGCCGCACGCCGCGCCGCUGUACGGGGGCGCCCCAAUGCAGGUUGCAAGGGUAGGCUCCGCCUCCAACUUGCCACUGUACGGCCCCGUGCCGGCGCGGGGCGGCGUGUACGGGCCGGGCGGAGCGCUGUACGGCCCCGUGUACGCCCCCGCCAGCGACGCCUCGGUGCUGGUGCACGAAGACGGCUUUGUGCGGGUCAGG